AUGGCGUGGGGAAUCAACCACGUCAUCACCUUGGUGAGCGCCAUUGCUCACCUCAUCACCAACGCCCCUUGGGCUGUUCGUGAUGCCUCCUCGUGGCUCAUUCAGAGCCUCAUGCCCCCUGCCUACCAGAGGUCGCUGCCAGCGACAUCCUCCUCCGCCACAACCUUUGCCACGGCAGUUCUCUCUGCCUUCUCCAGCUCAACGACAUCUCUGGUACCAACUGCGUCUUCGGUCCUUCGCCCCUUUGUCACAACCGUAACGGCAACAACCACGUCAACGGUUACUACAACCACGACCAUAGGCUUCUCCACGUUCAGUCCUUCGUCGACUCCCGGUUUCUUCGACUCAAACAACAUGCGGAUGCCUCCAUCUGAGAUAGUUCGUCUUCAAGUUCAACCUGGUUUGGCAUACAAUGGCCACAUACUCUCUCAGUUGGAAAUCUUCAUCAUUGUUGCGUCGUUCAUGGCCCUGCUGCGUGUUCUCCUAUAUCUUCGCGAGCGCAUCGCACCGUCGUCCUCACAAGAACAACAGCAGGAACAAGGACAAGGACAACAAGGGCUCGAAGAACAACAGUCCGAGAUGUUUACGGCUCCAGUCAAUUGCAGGUUCCCCACGCUUCCUUUGCCUCCUGUUGAGGAGAGUCGUUUGUGGCUUGACAGGUACUUCAUCACGUGCGGACAAUUUUUCGACAGAUCAAGCUGGACCGCCUCGUCUUCGACUUGCGUGACUUGGAUCUGUUGGCUCUUCGGGUUCCCGCUUUCUGUCAUCUUUCGGCUCUUCAUUAUGAUCGUCUACGUUUCUUACCUGACCAUCGCACUCAGCGCAGGCGUCGCCAUUCUUCAUAUCGAGCAGUUUCAUGCAAACGCCCCCCCUGCCGAACUCUUGCUAGACAUCUUGUUUGGCACGGUAGUCGACCCGCGCCAAGUGUUUGAAGAAUCCAAAUGGCCAAAGACCAGACUGGCACUUGCAGUUCUGCGCAGACAAUAUCCGCAGUCCGAUCUCCUCGACACCCGCUCCCAGCAAAACCGCUUCGAGGUCCCUUACUCCCCUGAAAGCAGCGUGCAGGGAACUGCCGCCGGUGCUCCUUCCUCCAGAGAGCUGGAACUUGUUCAACAGCUCGAAUUGGCCGAUGAGAGAGCCCGUGAGUCUUUGCGUGAGUCCACCUGCCAACUGGAGUCAAAAGGCAAACAGAUCGACAGACUCCAGGGCCAACUCAACGAGCUCCGCCACCAACUCCACCGUGAAAUGCAAGACGGUGAAACAGAAAGACUUGCUGUUGUUUCGGUGCGCUCUCAGCUAGCAGAAGCUGAAAAGGCCACCAAAAAGGAACGACUCGGCAGAAAACUUGCCGAAGAAAAGCAUGCUGCCGCUCAACAGAAGCAGUCUGAGUUGGAGGAGUCAUUCCGUCUUUCCCUUUCGGCUGCACAGCAGCAACCCCAGGAUGAUCUGAAGGCCAUCAAGGCCAUGCUCGAUGAGGCCAACGCAAGAGCCGAGCAGGUCUCUUCUGCCGCCUUCGCAAUGCAGCAAGAGCUUGCUGCCAAAUCCACAGAGCUAGAGCAACUCAAGGCUCUAGCUUCGACAGCGACCACCUCCCAGCAAGCCCUCACCGCCAGAGGUGAGGAGAUCGAAAUUAUCAAGAGGAUGGCGCAGAAAGAGAUCUCAGCCAAAUCCAAGGAGAUCGAAAAGGUCAAGAGCCAGGCACAAGAAGAAGUCCUGGCCAGCAAAAAGGAGGUCGAAGAAACCACGGCCAAAGCCGCCAAAGUGGUGACUCUCCAAAAGGCCAAGAUCGCCAAGUUGGAGGAAUCCUUGCAAAAGGCCAAGGACCAAAAUUUGACUGCGCUCCUGGCCCAGGAGAAGGCAGAGGUCGCCCGCCUGAUGGCCUUGGGCACAAAGGUGCAGGAGGAGCGCGACCAAGCCCGGUCGGCGGUGGAGGCGCGGGAAGAGAGGCUCAAGAAGCUGGAACUUGAGCUCGAAAACCUCAAGGCCGCGGACAGAGCCCGCGCCCAGCUGGCCUCAACGGUGGCCAAGAAGGCUCCUGGCCUGGAGGCAAGCAGGUGGGCAACGCCCCAGAGCGCUGCUGACCAGAUACGAGAUACCAAAAUGGAUCUCGACGGUGAAGACGCUGACACAAAGUCAGCUGGGCUAUUCGGGGCGACCCCGAUUGGGUUGUUUGGGGCAAAGAUUCAGCCCUUUCAACCAGGCUCGGGGUUUACUGUCUUUGACAGCAAACCUCAGACCAAACAACAAAGCCAGUUUUCGGGCUUUGGGAGCCAACAGCAGGGCAGCCAACAACAGGCUAGCCAAUCAAGCCCAUUUACAGGCUUCGGGAGCCAGCAGCAGGGUAGCCAGCCCUCUGCUAUCGGCAACAACGGCUUUGGGAGCGUCUCUUCGUUUGGAAGGACUGGUUUUGGCAGCAACCAGCCUUCCGCCCUUGAAAAUUCCGGGUUUGGUGGCAUUCCAAAGAGCCACCAGACUUCAGGGUUUGGGAACGUGGGCUUUGGCAACGCCCAACAAAACAGCGGAGCGGUGGUCAUUCCCGGUCUCACCUUGCUGGAUCAGAGCCAGCAACAAGGUCAGGUUCAUUCUCCUGACCAUAACAUGACGGAUCAGGAUGCUCCAGCGGCUCAGCCCGCUCCCUCAAUCUUCGACAUGUUCCGAGGGUCAAACAAUCAAGGCCCUCCUAAACAACCGGCAUCAACCCAAGAUGCCUUCAGACCGGCCACUCUGCAGCCGUUUCAACAUACCUUGACCCUGGAAGGCUUUGGGUCAAACCAGAACAAUGCCCAGUCUUCGGGCACCAGCUUUAUGAGCCCACCAGCCGUUACAGGCUUUUCAGUGGUCGAUGACACGGCCACUCCGAGGUAUGGGCGGGCCGGCGCGAUGUCCUGGUACCAGGCCUAUACAGCCCGUACGGUGAAUGACCGGGCUGUUGAAGAAAAGACGCAAAAGGCAUGGGAUGAAGGAAGGCAAGCUCCUCGGGCUUCCGCGGCUGAUCUGGAGCGGAGGGCUGUUCGAGCGUUGCCUCCACCAAAGACUGGGUUAGUUGUGAUGCCCACUCCAGAGACUCCAACUAACCAAGUCAUAGGUCAAGGGCACCUCGAAACGGCGUCCAGUCAUUCACCAUGCUAUGAUCAACCUGAUCAUAGCCCGAAGAUUGCUUCAACUGGACUGCAAAAACCCCCAAAACCACAGAGCGCUCCUACGGCCACCGAAACACCAUCCACAUCAGUUCCGCUUUCAACCCUCAAAGAUGAAAGCGGAAAUGUCAUCAGCCCGGCGUUCGUCCCCAAUGCCACUUCUUUCAAGACCUCGCCAAAACACAGAAAGCCGGUGCCUCCGAGUGUCGCUGCCACCCUAGACACUCCGAUCAAUCUAAACAGGCCAUCACCACCAUACAGACCUUCGACUUCUUCUUCUGCGGGAUACGCCCAGCUACAAUCGGCCCAGAUCCCUUCUUCGAGAUAUCAUCCGGGAGCUUUCAAGAUGAAGCCGUCGCCGUUGGCUCAAGUCAUCAACACCCAAGCUUCAAAGCCAAGACCUGCUUCAAGGUUGUCAAACGAGCAAUCAGAUGAUGAAACCCCGUCGGAGAGUGAUGACGAUUAUGAAAGCGACCAGGUCUCAACAACAAGCGCCCAGGAACAGGAUACGGAGUUUGAAAACCCAACAACUCCACCGAAGCGAGUAUCUCCAGCAUCGAGCACGGCGACCUCCCAAGAAGGUUCUAAUUCCGAUGAUGACAAUGAUGAUGACAAUAAUGCAGUGUUCGAAGACAUUGAUCUCAGCCUCGACAACAUUCCCAGCACUCUCACGGAGGUGUUGUCCCUGGAGCCAAUUUCUCCCGAGCGUCCACACGACCUCACCAAGAACGAGGCCUCCUCUAGCGAAACCAAACCCGAGACUGAGACUGAGACUGGCAACGACAAGAACAACAGCAAGAACUCGAAGGCUCAUGGUCAUCAACGACAACACAGCAAGACCAGACCCGCUCCUUCCGAGGCAUCAUCUCCUGUUUCCAACAAACGCACAUGUCAAGCCAGUUCUCCGUCUUCCGACUCUCCGGAGUCACCACAAUCGGACGCAUCGCCACAAAAGAGACACGCAGGCCAGUUCCGGCCCAUGGUAACCGAUCCGAAAAUCGACGCCACGUCAUACAAAGGGAGAGACUGGGCAUAUAUCCACCACAUGGCAUUCCUUGAUGAUCCGGAGGAAUUCGACGGCGAAGGUCCAUUUCCACACUCGAAGGAUUUGGAAACUCAGUUACCUCGGACCAUUUACGGGUGUCGAGAUCUCAAAUGUGUCAGGAAAGUAGUGGCGCAUGAUUGUGUCUUGACUUUGGCUAGAAGGUUGGGCAAGGAACAGGAAGAGGAGAAGGAGAAGGGGUCGCUGGGUACACAAACUCGUGCGGAGGCUACGGAGGUCAUUGAUUUGUGA
Molecule: messenger RNA, 4431 nt
Organism: Exophiala mesophila
Lineage: Eukaryota; Fungi; Ascomycota; Eurotiomycetes; Chaetothyriales; Herpotrichiellaceae
Exons: 2
Coding region: 1-4431 (1476 amino acids)
Source: RefSeq, a predicted model, not a curated record